Sesamum indicum (sesame) is the source of this 2589-nucleotide messenger RNA. RefSeq names its product protein RETICULATA-RELATED 5, chloroplastic. NCBI's taxonomy places the organism in Eukaryota, Viridiplantae, Streptophyta, Magnoliopsida, Lamiales, Pedaliaceae. The record is from RefSeq and is a predicted model, not a curated record.
GAGAAAUUGAAAAGUACAAUCACGUGCACAACGCCAAAUGUAUGGUGAAGUUGUACCUUUGAGCCCCAUCAACAAGUCAAACUACUAUCCAUCCACGUACAUUCCACGUCAGAAGUCCCCGAAAGCAGCAAACAGUAAAGUAGUAGUACAUCCUCCUACCAAUUGGAUCUCGCCGCUCACCAGAAAAGAUGUAGCGCUGCAUCCGUCGCACCCGAACAACAUAUGGAUGUGUCUACUGUUAAGCCUCCGGGGUUCUAUCUAAUCCCUCGCAGUUACAGAAAUUGCGCCAGUUGCCGGCGCUACCUAAGCUUUUCGGUUAGUUGCCGCCGCCUUCGCCGGUACUCCGGCGAGGAAUGUCAACCGAAGCGGCGCGAUGUGCUUAUUACUCCGUUCCUGGCGGCAGGAGCUUAUGCGUUUCGCUCCGCGGUGGCCAAGGCCGACGAGAAGCCGGCUUUGGAAGGCGAAGCGCGGACUCCGGAGCUACCGCAGCAGGUGGCUGUGAGCUCGACGGCUGAGGUGGAAGCGGAUCCGGCGGCGAAGGAGGAGGUGAUAAAUUCGAGGAUAUAUGACGCUACGGUAAUUGGAGAGCCGAUGGCUUUGGGAAAGGACAAGAAGAAGGUGUGGGAGAAGAUGAUGGAUGCGGAGAUUGUGUAUUUAGGGGAGGCGGAGCAGGUUCCGAUCCGUGAUGAUAAAGAGCUGGAGCUUGAGAUUGUUAAAAUUUUGAGAAGGAGGUGCGUGGAAGCUGAGAGGCCUAUGUCUUUGGCUUUGGAAGCUAUUCCUUGUGGCUUGCAGGAACAGCUCAAUCAGUAUAUGGAGAAAAGGAUUGACGCAGACACCCUAAAAUCUUUUGUAACACAUUGGCCGCCCGAACGUUGGCAAGAAUAUGAGCCUUUAUUAACUUACUGCCAAGAGAAUGGGAUUCGACUGGUUGCAUGUGGCGUGCCACUUGAGGUUCUACGAACAGUGCAAGCUGGAGGUGUUAGUGGGCUUUCUAAGGUUGAUCGUACAAAAUAUGCUCCUCCAGCUGGCUCAGGUUUCAUCUCAGGAUUCCCUUCUAUCUCCAGGAGAUCAUCAAUAGACAUAAACUUUCCCAAUCAAUCUGCUCUUUACGGUCCAAGGUCAUAUCUUUCUGUACAAGCAAGAGCUGUUGAGGAUUAUGCAAUGUCCCAGGUCAUCUUACAAGCGGUGAAGGAUGGUGAAUCCAUUGGCAUGCUCGUUGUAGUGACAGGUGCUAGCCAUGUCACAUAUGGGUCAAGAGGAACUGGGCUACCAGCGAGGAUUUCAAGGAAAAUUCAAAAGAAAAAGCAAGUGGUUAUACUACUUGACCCUGAACGACAAGACAUACGACGAGAGGGUGAAGUCCCUGUUGCAGAUUUCUUGUGGUAUUCUGCAGCAAGACCUUGCAGUAGAAAUUGCUUUGAUCGUGCGGAAAUUGCUCGAAUUAUGAAUGCGGCGGGUAGAAAGAGAGAUGCCUUACCCCAGGACCUUCAAGAUGGACUAGAUCUUGGCCUGGUGUCACCAGAAGUGCUUCAAAACUUUUUUGAUUUAGAGCAAUAUCCUAUUAUAUCAGAAUUGACUCAUCAUUUCCAGGGUUUCAGGGAGAGACUGUUAGCUGAUCCAAAAUUUCUACAUAGAUUAGCCAUAGAAGAAACCAUCUCAAUUACAACUACCCUCCUAGCACAGUAUGAGAGGCGUAAAGAGAAUUUCUUUGAAGAGCUUGAUUAUGUUGUCACCGAUACACUAAGGGGAAUAGUAGUUGAUUUUUUCACUGUAUGGCUUCCAGCCCCAACAUUGUCAUUUCUCUCGAAUGUGGAUGACGUUAAUGCACCCGGCAGCAUGGAAGCAUUAAAAGGUCUUUUAGGGUCCAUACCAGAUAAUGCUUUUCAGAAAAAUCUUGCAGGGAAGGACUGGACGUUGAGUCACAGAAUUGCAUCAGUACUUGUUGGUGGUUUUAAACUGGCUGGUGUUGGAUUCAUUUCUAGCAUUGGAGCAGUGGCUUCCUCCAAUAUAUUGUAUACAAUACGGAAGUUUCUUAAUCCAACCCUUGCUAGCAAGCAACAAAAUAAACGAUCACCUAUACUAAAAACAGCACUUGUGUAUGGAUCAUUUCUUGGAACCUCAGCCAAUCUGCGUUAUCAGGUUAUUGCAGGAAUUGUGGAGCACAGGAUUUCAGAGCAGUUCUCCGACCAGACAUUACUUGUAAAUAUGAUAUCUUUUGUGGCUCGAACAAUCAACUCUUACUGGGGAACCCAGCAAUGGAUUGAUCUAGCACGGUAUACAGGACUCCAGGCUCGUAAGAGCGAAGAUGUUCACUUUCAGGCUCCAGAUUCUCCAAAUUCUGCUGCAUUAGAAUGCAACAUGAUUGAAGAUUCUAAGAUUGAUGAAACAAAGCAAUAGACGAUAGCCCUUGUUCUCACUUCUGCGCCUUCGUAUUUUUCUUUUUUGUUUUACUAGUUUCUGUUCGCUCAAGUUUUAGCAACGGUGCAUAGUGCAGAAGGCUGAAAACAAAUCCGCGCCAGAUGAAUAUGUAACUAUGGUUGCAUUUGGCAUAGAUUCAAGAAAUAUAUUAUUUAACUGUUUCUUAUGGAA